Messenger RNA from Capsicum annuum, 1379 nucleotides. Its product is annotated as L10-interacting MYB domain-containing protein. The record is from RefSeq and is a predicted model, not a curated record. The transcript is spliced from 3 exons. Bases 203 to 1102 code for a protein of 299 amino acids. Lineage: Eukaryota; Viridiplantae; Streptophyta; Magnoliopsida; Solanales; Solanaceae.
AUUUGUCAAAGGUUAAGGGGUGUAAGUGCAAAUUCAUAUAAGAUUGUGGGUUCCUAAAUAAAAUAUUUUUGUUGAUCCCGCACGCACAAAGAGAAAGGCUAUGCCCUGUUUGGAUGGUCGAAAUUCUGGAAAACCCAGUUUUGUUUAGUGUAACGAAAAGUAGGUCAAAUUUUUACAGCAGCAGCUUCUCAGAGUCAAAUAGAUGGCUGGGAGGCCUGCUCGUUCGAAAACACAACUAACUGUGCAGCAGCGAGAAUCCCAGUGUCGAGCUAAGUGGACCACAUCUCUUACCAAUAUAAUGGUGGAGGUAAUGGUAAACGAAGUUCACGGGGGCCACAAGCAAAACAAGUCUUUUAGUAAGAAAGGUUGGAAAUGUAUUUGUGAUGAGUUUCGUAAAAGAACUGGUCUUACAUGGGAGAGGGACCAAUUGAAGUAUCGAUAUGCUGCACUAAGAAAGCUUUUUGCUACUAUAAAGUUGCUACUUGAUCAUGCUGAUUUCAAAUGGGAUGAAACUACAGGUUUAAUAACAGCAACAGAUGAAGCUUGGGACCAGUAUAUCAAGGAUCAUCCAGAUGCGGAGACCAUAAGGAGCUCAGGCUGCCCAUUUUACAAGGGACUAACAGUGAUAUUUGCGGAUUCUGGAAGCAGAGGGACACAUAAUGGAUCUACUAUGCACAAGGACCGUCUCCCCGGUUUAUUAUCUCAUCCUCAACCCUCAACACUGUCCCAGGAAGAGUUGUCCUAUUCAGAGUCUGAAGAAGGUCCUGAUUCCAAUGAGCAAGAAAUUCUUCAAUCUGUGAGCUUACCUUCUGAUACAUGUCGAAAGAGACGGCGUAACGGGGUUGAUGGUGCCAUUGCAAGAGCUAUAUCCGAGAUGGCUGCUGCUUCAAGACUUAGAGCUUCUGCUAUUAAGAAGUGCAGUGACAAGUUCACAAUAACUGACUGUAUUAGAGAGUUGGAUGAGUUGGAAGGUGUCAAUGACCAAGUAUAUUAUGCUGCUUUGGAUCUCUUCAACAAUGACGCAGCUAGGGAGAUUUUCUUAUCGCUCAAAGCUGGGAAGCGGCUGACCUGGCUGAUUGGCAGAUUGUCUGGUCCUCCCUAAUAUUAAAGGAUAAGUCCAAUUAAUCUUGUUAUGUUCAAGUGAGAAGCCAUUUCCUUAUCUCAACGAGUCAUUUUUGGUUUCUACAGAGCUGGAAGCUUCAUGUAUAGACUACAUCUCUCUAUAUUUCUCCUUUUUAUUUCCUUUUAACAAUUAGGAGUAAGAGUAUACUUCAGAAUUGGCAAUUGUGGGAUUAAAUUUAGACAGGAGUUGAAACUUGCUGCCCGAGGGUGCAUUUUGUUAAAAAAUCGAGCAUGAUCAUCAUGCGUUCGGAAGGAAA